AUGCCGCCGUUCAGUGGAAAGAAGAAGAAGGAGCAGCUGCAGGCAAAGCGGCAGCGCAAGCGGGAUGAGGAGGACCGCUCAAAGAUGCGCGACCGAGAGCGGGAGAAGCUGCGCGAGGAGCUCAUGGAGUGCGGCGAGGAUGCUUCCGAAGCCGUCCUCGAUGCUCUCCUGCGCGAACGAGCGGAUCUGCAGCACCCAGCGCGUGGACGCCGCGCGCGGCAGCGCGAAGAAGAGAGCACCGCUGCGCAUCGAAAAGCUGUCAGCGGUGACAGCGAGGACGACGAAUCUGGCAGCAGUGCAUCAUCGGAUGACUCGGACCGCGAAGGCGGAGACAAGUUGCGGCGUAGCGCACCGCCGACCAUGAUGUACAGCGCAGACCGUCAGCAUGGGGUGCGCAGCAUCUUCGUCAAGGAAUCUGCCGCCGUCAUUGCCGCUCGCAAGCAGCUGAGCUAUCAGCCGAUUCCGUGCCGCACAACGAUGCCGCCAACAGGCAUUCCGUUCGGAGAGUGGUUCACCUUUCCAUCCUCUGCGUCCGCAGCCGCGGCUGUGGUGUCGGCAGGCGCGAACUCCAAGCGUGGCGGUGCUUGGGACGGCGGGGAUGGUGCGCCCAUGUGCGUGGAGGACAAGCUCGCCCUCAUCGCGGCGGAGCAGCAGCGCCGCAUGGAGCGCCCGUUGGUGGCGUCUGCCGGAGACGCGCUCGGCGGCGUGAGUAGCAGCACAUUCUUCCCGUUCGCGGUGGAACUUCCCUCGCGAGGCUGGCACCUCGAAGCGGAAGGCAGUGCAGUUGUGGCCGAUGCAAGCAUAGUCAUGGCCGGCGCGGGUGGUGCUUCAACCCAACCGCAGUCAGACCGGCCGAGAGAGGCAACUCCUCAAGCCGCUGGAGGCGACUCCGCCACCCCGGCGUCAGAAGACGGGCAAGAGGGGGUGGCGUGCGCGUGUCGUCGCAGCUCUAGUCACAAGGAGGCAAGUGGAGCAGACAGCAACGACGUCGACGCUUCCGCAGCUCACACAGGCACCGCUGCCGCGAAGGCCCACAAUCAAGGCGACGCGCAGUACAUCAGAAGCGUUGAGAAGAAGCGGUUUGCUCUCUACACGGACUGCGUGGAUGCUUACCCCUUGCCCGCGGCGUUCGUGGGCCUGGAGGUGAGCUCCUACGAACGGAACAUGGAGGUGUGGCAGCAGCUCUGGCGCACCGUCGAGCUGAGUGACAUCCUUGUCGUCGUGGCCGAUGCACGGUACCCCAUCAUACACGCCCACCUCGGUCUGCUCACCUACAUAACAAAGUCGCAGCGCAAGCCGUGCGUGUUUGUGCUGAACAAGGAAGACCUCGUACCAGCCUCCACGCUCCGGUGCUGGCAGCGGUUCCUGUAUCACUACUUGGAUGACUUGGGCUUCUCUGUGGAGCCGCCAGAUGCAGCGGGGCAACCGGGAGAGACGGAUACCAAGUGGUGCAACAGCAAAGGCUUUGCUCAAGGAGGCUCCGCUAGUGGACGCAUUGUACUGCGCACCUUCACCGCUAACCCGCGUCCUGAAACGGCAGGCCAACGCGACGGUGAUGUGGACGUGACGCGGCGGCAGAAGAAUCGGAAGAAGGCGAAUGAGGUCAUGUACGAGAAGCUGCGCACUGGCCGGCUAAACGUGGCGAAGCGCCAUGGCGGUGGUCAGCGCGGCGCAGCAGGUGACAACGGUGACAACGAGAGCGAAGAGGAUGACGAGUUCCGUUACGGCGCCACGGAGAUGUUUGUGGGAAUACAUGCCGCUCAGCACGCGCUUCAACAGGACCGCCGCGCCUACAAGGAGCUCGAAGUGGUAGCUGGCAAAAUCACCGAGCUGUUGGCGACAUGUCGCCGCUUGGGCACCGCCGCGCGUGCCACGGCGCAGGGAGUGGAUACUGCACCGGUGGAACGGUCCAAUGCGCCCCCGUCGUCAUCACCGGCGUACGCGACGUCGUCGCUGCCGUGUGCGGCACACAAGCACAAGAAAGCGCAGAAGAGAAGUGCGGCUCGUUGUGGCGGAAGAGGGGGCGGUGGCAUGGGCGGCGCUCUAGCUGGUGACGACUCCGGAAGCGAGAGCAGCGACGACGCUAUGGAGGACCGGGCGCCAGACAGCCCCUCGUACCUUCACGUAGGCUUUAUCGGCCACCCCAACGUGGGCAAAUCAUCCCUGCUCAACUGCAUCCGCGGCACGAAGGUGGUCUCGGUGAGUGCCACGCCAGGCCACACGAAGCAUAUGCAGACAAUCCCAGUGCCGAACGAGCACUUGACGUUGGUGGAUAGCCCCGGCCUGGCCCUCCCCGUCUUCGGCGUGCCGCGUCCGCUGCAGGCCGUCCUCGGGACUCACCAGAUCGCCCAGACACGCGACCCGCAGACGAGCAUCGGCUUCCUGGCAGCGUACCUGCCAAUCGAGAAGGCGUACGGACUGCAGCGGCCCGAGGAUGCGCUCCCGGAGGUUGGCUGGAGUUCUUUCGAGCUGUGUGAGGCCUACGCAAAGAAACGUGGCCUCUUCGUGAAGCAUGGAAAGGGUGCCCUCGACGUCCACCGUGCGGCCAUUGCCCUUCUUCAGGAGGCCUACGAGGGGCGGCUCGCCAUCUUCUAUGCACCACCAGAGCUGAACCUUCUGCAGUCCGCGUGGUAUCGCGAGCGCAUUCGCCCGCACCUCCUGUUGCCGGUGUUCGAAUCCGCUCCCUUCGCUAGUACGUAG
Leishmania mexicana MHOM/GT/2001/U1103 is the source of this 2700-nucleotide messenger RNA. Its product is annotated as GTP-binding protein-like protein. The record is from RefSeq and is a predicted model, not a curated record. Bases 1 to 2700 code for a protein of 899 amino acids. Lineage: Eukaryota; Euglenozoa; Kinetoplastea; Trypanosomatida; Trypanosomatidae. The transcript has a single exon. Gene Ontology annotation, molecular function: GTPase activity; GTP binding.